GCAUUAUGAAAAACAAAAUAAUGUUGGCACCCUGAACUACAUGAAUAAAUACACGGAAAAAUACACAGAUGUAAUACGGGCAUUAGAAUUAUGGUAUACUUACUGUUUUUAUUAAGAUCCGGUUGAGGAAGAUGUGAGAGAGGACUGAAGAUACAAAAAAGUGAAAAAAUCAGUUUGUUUUUGAAUUAGGUAAUUAAUUUAUCUCCCUAUAUAAUUAAUGAUAAAAUAUUCAUUAUAACAAAUAAUUGAAUUAUGAAAUAAUGAUCAGAGCCAUGGCUGAAAUAAAUGUAAAACAAGGUAUUCGAAGUGUUUUACAAAAAAUUGAAGAAGCUUGUGCCAGAAGAAGUUCAGAGUUUGAAGAUAUAAAACCACGUUUGGUCGCUGUCAGCAAAAUCAAACCCAAUGAACUAAUAAUACAAGCAUACGAGGAGGGUCAAAGACACUUUGGAGAAAACUACGUAAAAGAACUAGACGAAAAAUCCCACAGUCCAGACAUUCUGGAAAAGUGCAAAGACAUCAAAUGGCAUUUCAUUGGCCACCUACAAUCCAACAAAGUCAAUAAAGUCUUGGCCGUGCCAAAUCUUUACUUAAUAGAAACUCUUGACUCGAAAAAGUUGGCCACCCAAUUGAACAAAAACUGGCCCAACUUUAGCCCUCCUGAUACAAAACUCAACGUCUUCAUACAGGUCAACACAAGCCAAGAAGAUCAAAAAAAUGGAAUUAAUCCAUCUGAAGUCAAUAGUUUAGCUGAAUACAUUUUGAAAGAUUGUAAAAACUUGAACUUAAAAGGUCUAAUGACUAUUGGGGUGUACGACUAUGAUAUGACCCUUGGACCCAAUCCAGACUUUGUAUGUUUGAAAAAAUGCAGAGAUGAUUGUUGUAAAGAAUUGGGGCUGGAUUGGAGGGACUUGGAACUAUCAAUGGGGAUGUCUACAGAUUACGAAAUGGCUAUAGAGCUUGGGAGUACUAAUGUUAGAGUUGGAUCAUCUAUAUUUGGAGCUAGGCCUCAAAAAAUUUGAGUAAUUAUAGGAUAUUUUCUGUUUUAAUGUUUGUUAAUAAAAUGUUUUCUAAAAUUA
Messenger RNA from Ceutorhynchus assimilis (cabbage seed weevil), 1076 nucleotides. NCBI's taxonomy places the organism in Eukaryota, Metazoa, Arthropoda, Insecta, Coleoptera, Curculionidae. The record is from the annotation of a GenBank genome assembly.